GCCGCCAUGUUGGCGCGCUGCGGUUGGCGCCGCCUGGCGCCGCCCGCGGCAGCGCGGUCCGAGAGGCGCCGGGCCGGGAGCGCGGCCCCGCGCUACGAAGUGGUGGUGAUCGGCGGCGGCCAUGCCGGGACGGAGGCGGCGGCGGCGGCCGCUCGCGGCGGGGCCCGCACGCUGCUGCUCACGCACAAGAUCGGCACCAUCGGCGAGAUGUCGUGCAACCCUUCCUUCGGCGGCAUCGGGAAGGGGCACCUCAUGCGGGAGGUGGACGCCCUGGACGGGCUGUGCGGGCGGAUCUGCGACGUCGCCGGCGUGCAUUACAAAGUGCUGAACCGCAGCAAAGGCCCGGCCGUGUGGGGGCUGCGCGCGCAGAUCGACCGGCGGCGGUACCGGGACGGCGUGCAGAAGGAAAUCCUGAGCACACCCCUGCUGACAGUCCGUGAGGCCUCUGUGGAAGACCUUCUCCUGACAGAGCCAGAAACAAACCACCCUGGGAAGUGCCAAGUCACAGGCGUUGUUCUGGGGGAUGGCAGCACGGUGAGUGCUGGGAGUGUCAUCCUGACCACUGGGACGUUUCUGAGGGGUGUGAUCCUCAUGGGGCUGGAGACGCAUCCCGCUGGGCGCCUGGGAGACCAGCCGGCUGUGGGGCUAGCCCAGACUCUGGAGAAACUGGGAUUUACUGUGGGCAGGCUGAAGACUGGGACACCACCACGCCUGGCCAAAGACACCAUCAACUUCAGUGGUUUGGAAGAGCGUGUACCUGACAACCCUCCUGUGCCCUUCAGCUUCCUCAGCAAGGCCGUGUGGAUCAAGCCAGAAGACCAGCUGUUGUGCUACCUGACUCACACUAACCUGAAAGCUCAGCAGAUUGUCCUUGAUAACCUCCACCUGAACGACCACGUGAGGGAGACAACGAAGGGCCCCCGAUACUGCCCCUCUUUUGAGUCAAAGGUGCUGCGCUUCCCGAACCGUGAACAUCAGGUCUGGCUGGAGCCUGAAGGCUUGGAGUCCGAUGUCAUUUACCCCCAAGGCCUGUCAAUGACGCUGCCACCUGAGCUCCAGGAGCAGGUGAUCAGAUCUAUCCGGGGCUUGGAGAAAGCCAGGAUCUUACAGCCAGGCUAUGGAGUGCAGUAUGACUUUUUAGACCCCCGUCAGCUGACUGCUUCUCUCGAGUCUCGUCUCGUUCAACGGCUCUUCUUUGCAGGCCAGAUUAAUGGCACUACGGGCUAUGAGGAAGCUGCAGCUCAGGGCGUGAUUGCUGGGAUCAAUGCUUGCCUACGGGUCCAAGGCAAGCCCCCUUUCAUUGUCAGUCGCACUGAAGGGUACGUGGGUGUUCUGAUAGAUGACCUUACUACUCUGGGUACCACUGAGCCGUACCGGAUGUUCACCAGCCGCGUGGAGUUCCGCAUGUCCCUCCGGCCUGACAAUGCCGAUGCCAGGCUGACCCACAGAGGCUUUGAGGAAGCUGGGUGUGUGUCACAGCAGCGAUACGAGCAAGCUGUUCAAAUGAGGGCUGCUUUAGAAGAUGGAAUUGCAACACUAAAAUCCCUUCAGUUCAGUAUAUCCAAAUGGUCCCACUUGGUACCAGAAGUUCCCAUCAGUAGCAAUCGAAGAUCACCUCUCAGUGCCUUUGACAUCCUUCGAUAUCCAGAGGCCAACAUGGAGAUUCUGGCAAGGGCUAUCCCAGAGCCCCUGAGAAAGCUUGCUGAAUGGAGGGAACUGUCAGAGAGAUUGAAAAUAGAAGCAUGAAGAUGAUCUUUGGCUACUGGUGAAGGGUUUCUCCGUUCACUGGAGGUUAACGAUGUCCAUAUUUGCUGCAGCGUCAAGCCUGGCAUGUACACAGGUUUGAAGACUGGCUGUUCCUCAGGUAUGAGCUGUUUCAUCUGCAAGGCUUUAUAACUUGUGGAACUGUUCUUGUUCGGGAAGACUUUUAACAUUACGUGAAAUCAUCGCUGUAAUUAAGCAGUUCCAUUUGUUGUCUAAAGAAAACCAUGUGCAGAAAGGCUAAAUAUCCUGUUGUAAAUAGCAAGGACAGAUCAGAUGUAGACAUCAUGCCAUCCUCACUCCAACUGACUGAUAGGGAUUUCUUACAAGACACAAGGUUUGGUUUUUAUGCGAAGACAAAGUGAGCUUGGAACCUCACGUGUCCUGUGGUCUUGGUGAGCUUGGCAGGGUGGGAAGGGCGGCACCAGAGGAGCUUGUCCUUGCCACUGAAGUCUGGACUGUGCUGUGAUGAAUUGCAUUUUGUGUUCCUGUAACCCAUCCGGUAGGCAGGGAGGGCAGGAUGCAUGAUGUUGGCCUCACUCAUUCACACAUACCAAAGGUCUUUGUUCUCUCUUUUAGUGUGAUGCUUUUUUUUCCCCUCUCCUGCAGGACACAAGCCCAGUGAUCACCAAUGGUUGCUAAGCCAGAUGAUUUCCUCCUACCUGUACCAUCUUACCUUGUACCAUAUUUGUUUGCUAUCACAGAAUAGCACAGGUUGGAAGGGACCUCUGGAGAUCAUCAAGUUCUAACCUGUGCUAAAGCAGGUUCCCUACAGUGGGUCGCACAGAAAGGAGCCUAGACAGGUCUUGAAUAUCUGCAGAGAAGGAGACUAGCUUUCACUUAUACAGUACUUGAACGUUCCCCACCCAAUUGCUUCAUCUUUUCUUUAUUUUUGCCUGGAAGAUAAGAGAAAAAUAGGAAGCUGGGUUAUGCCAGGAGACAGUCCAAGUUGUUGCCACUUAAUCUUAAAUGUUCACACAGCUGCUGCAGUCAUUGCAAGGAUGCAAUGGUGACUGUACUAAAUAGCUCUUCUGAGUGCCCUGCUUUGUUGGCCCUCUCAAACGCAGGUUUGUCUCCCAUCUGAGCAUCCCCUUGCCCUUGGGCAAGUAAUGAUCUUCACCUGAAUUCAUUUUAGAUGCUCAGGAGUUUACCAGCUCUGAUAUCUCCACCUCCCGGCUGUGCUCUGCUGCUCAACGAUGUGCAUCUCCAGACCAGCAGCUUAGCGAUGGUAGCAGGAAUCAGCUGUCUGCUAGGAGCUACUCUCUCCUCUGGGUAGGUGCUGUCUGUGAUUUCUCCUGAACUCUGUGCUGUGCAGAGGCCUUCCAAAUGCUUGCAGAGCAGUUAUUGUCGUGACUUUACAGGGCUGGUGAGAAACAGAACGUGUCUUUCCUCUCUUGGGCUGAAAGUUAGUGGUGACUGACAUCAGGGCUGUGGGAGACUGCACUGAAAUUGCUAUCACAAAAUGGGCUGGGAAAAAAAAAAAAAAAGAUUCUUCAUCUUUUGUUGCUUUUACCACAGGGUGGUGCUUUAGGAAAAAAACAAAACCAACCCUGAUGUUUUCAUCUUUGUUGUCUUUUAAACUACAGUAUAGGCUUAACCCUGCAAGUCUGAGGAAGGAGACAGAUGACAGAUGGGGCUUCCCAUCACAGGCUUUCUGCCUCCCUCGUCGCCAUCAUUUAAUGACCAAAUGUGCAGCCCAGGCCUUGCCUCUGUACUGAGGGACCCAGUGGUGGUAAAUAUUGUAGCUUGAAAGCCAGAAGCUGCAACUCUUUCACCUCUUGGCACGCUGAAGCCUCUGUAUGUUGGCAAGGAGUGCUGUCUCCCUGGGUGCUCGGUUGUGAGCCACAGACUCAGGCACAUCAGCUUCCCCAGCCGUGUCCCUGUGGAGCACACCCUAUUGGAGCACAGUACAACGUCGGCUGAUGUUGCAACAGAGGUGGGAGGCAGAUGUGUGAGGGGUGAAGGCUUUCAUUGCUGGCAUCUUCCACACCUCCCGGCACAAGCCCCAGGAGGCGUGUUUCCAGGCACCGCUGGGGUCUGGAUGAUACGCAUAAUUAUUCCUGUUCCGAGCUUAAUGUGGGUGACUAAGGAGCAGGCAUGGAGCCAGACAGGAAACGAGCUCCCUCUGUGGCUUACAGACCAGCCAGCACUGCGGGGAGCUGACAACAGGCUUGUGACAAGUCACCUCGGUUGCGCAUUUCACGUGGCUUAACUUGAGAACUGCCACGUAUGGCCAGUGUUACAGGUGUAUGGGAUUUCUGGAGCCCAUACGAGUAGCGAGGCAGCUGGCACUGCUGAGCUGGCCACUUCCAGCUGGUUCCGUCCUUGUCCCACAGCACACAGUGAGACUUUGGUCCCUGUCUACAGCUCCCAGGACACAGGUGGGCGGCGGGCGUGAGCUGGGAGCAGCUGACCCAGAGGGACCCCAUUGUGCUGUGCACGUGGCUCAGCCCCCUUGGCUUUAUUGUUUGUGCAGGAAUUCAUAGGAUUCCUGCCCAGAAGUGAGUCGUAGGAAUUACCCAAGCAAAGAAGUGGCUGUGAUAGGGCAGAGGAGCUUGGCUCUUCUUCAGGUUUGCUGUUUAUUUUCCCUUUACAUCCCCCUUCUUCCCCAAAGAGCUAGUGCUGCUGUCCAGAAAUGCACUCUGCUGGCAGGCUACAUAAUGCUGGUUAUUAUUACUAGAAAUAAAAGCCAAGUAACAGCAAACCUAUAAUUAUGCUUAAAUUAAUCUAUUUCCCCCCCCUCUGGAUAAAGCCAUUUAAGGGCCUGUUUGUUUUAUACAGACGCAAUUUUAGCACCAACAAGCCUACAUUUCUUUCUCCAAGAUACCCAUGUCCUGUUAGCAAAGCCACACUUCAGCUUAUAAAACUACAUAUUUACUGAAGCCAUUUGUUUUUUCUCUGUUUACUAAGAAGCUAGCUUAGACUCCAGCUUCAAAACAGUAACUGCAGAUUUUUAAGCCCUAAAUGAUCCUUUCAAUAGCUAAUAAUAAUAAUAAUAAAAGAGAAAGCUGUCAUAACCUUUUUUUUUAAUAUAUAUGGCUACAGUGACCACAAAAUGGUGGAGUUCAAAAUCCUCAGGGUGUCAGAGAGGGUGCAUAGCAAGCUUGCUACUCUGGGCUUCAGGAGAGCAGACUUGGAACUCUUCAGGGAACUGCUUGGCAGAGUGACAUGGGAGAAAGCCCUGGAGGGAAGAGAGGCCCAAGAAAGCUGGUCAAUAUUCAAGAACCAUCUUCUCCUAGCCCAGAAGCAUUGCAUCCUGAGAAAAAGGAAGGCAGGCAAGAACGCCAGGAGGCCUCUGUGGAUCAACAAGGAGCUCUUAGACUUACUUAAAGUCUAUAGGGAGUGGAAGCAGGAACAGGUUGCCUGGGAGGACUGCAACGUUGUCAGAGCAGGCAGGGAAAAAGCUAAAACCCAGACAGAAUUAAAUCUAGCCAGGGACAGCGAGGGGACCAAGAAGAAAUUCUACAGGUAUAUCAGUGAUAAAUAGAAUGUCUGGGAGGAUGUGGACCCUCUCCGGUCGGAAACUGGAGAUCUGGUCACAGGAGAUAUGGAGAAAUCUGAGGUGUUCAGUGACUUCCUUGCCUCAGUCUUCACUGACAAGGGCUCUAGCCACAAAGUCCAAGUUGCAGAAAGCAAUGGUAAGAACUUGGAAAAGGUAGAUCUGCCUGCUGUAAGUGAAGAUCAGGCUCGAGACCAUCUGAAGGUGCACAAGUCCAUGGCACCUGACGAGAUCUUUCCCUGGGAUCUGAGGGAACUGGUGAAUGAAGUUGCCAAGCCGCUACCUGAAAGGACGUGGCAGUCUGGUGAAGUUCCCACUGAUUGGAAAAGGGGAACCACAACCUCCAUUUUCAAGAAGGGAAAAAAAGAAGAUCCAAGGAACCACAGGACAAUUAGUCUCACCUCUGUGCCUGACAAGAUCAUGGAACAGAUCCUCCUGUAGGCUCUACUAAGGCAGAUGGAAAAUAAAGAUGAGGUAAUCGAUGGUAACCAACAUGGCUUCACCAAGGACAAGUCACUCCUGACAAACGUGGUGGCCUCUUAUGAUGGAGUUACAGCAUCAGUGAUAAAGAAAGAGCAACUCAUAUCAUCUACCUGGACUUGUGCAAAGCAUUUGACACUGUCCCACAUGGCAUCCUGUUGUCAAAUUGGAGAGAAAUGGAUUUGAUGGAUGGACUACUCUCUGGAUAAGGAAUUGGUUGGAUGGUUGCACUCAGAGAGUUGUGAUCAACAGCUCAGUGUCCAAGUGGAAACCAGUGAUGAGUGGCAUUCUGCAGGGAUCGAUGUUAUUUAACAUCUUUGUAGGCAACAUGGACAGUGGGAUCGAGUGCACCUUCAGCAAGUUUGCAGAUGGCACCAAGCUGAGUGGUGCAGAUGACACAGUAGAGGGAAGGGAUUCUAUCCAGGGGGACCUGGACAGGCUUGAGAGAUGGACCAAUGCCAACCUCAUGAAAGUUCAACAAGCCAAGUGCAAGGUCCUGCAUAUGGGUCAGGGCAAUCCCAAGCACAGAUACAGUUUGUGCAGAGAAUGGCUUGAGAGCAGUCCUGAGAAGGAUUUGGGAGUGUCGAUUGAUGAAAGAUUCAACAUGAGCUGGCAGUGUGCACUUGCAGCCCAGAAGGCCAACCGUAUCCUGGGUUGCAUCAAGAGAAAUGUGACCAGCAGGUCAAGAGAGGGGAUUCUGCCCCUCUACUCUGCUCUCAUGAGACCCCACCUGGAGUACUGCGUCCAGUUCUGGGGACCCCAACACAAAAAAGGACAUGGAGUAGUUGGAGCAGGUCCAGAGGAGGGCCACGAAGAUGAUCACAGCUUUAAGGUUCUUUCUAACCCAAGCCAUCCAAUGAUUUGAAGAAAUUUCAGUCAGGACUGCAAUAGAAGCUCUCCUGGAGGGGAAGGAUGAAUGGCCUUUCCGUCAUGGUGUGGCCUUGUGGUAGGCUGUGUCACUGGGUAGCCAACAGCUGCACAGCAGGGCCCUGCGUGUGGGAAGAUGGGCUCCCUUCUGGCUCUUCCAGUUUGUACUGAAUAACUUCUUAGAUUUCACAGGCCAAAAAGGAAAAGUUGAUUGUAACUGCUGCAGGCAGGGCAGGCAGGCAGGCAGGCUCCUGACUGAAGGGUGAGCUGGCUCCAGUUAUUUCCAGUGACCGCAGCAGAUAAAAGCAGCACCUUAAUCAGCCAGCCUGGGUGUGCUCUGGGCCUCACUGAGUGGCUGCUCUUGCAGAAGGACUUUCAGUUUGCUCAACUGCUUUGCUCAGGAGAGGCAGGAGCCUUUCUGAAGUAACUCCAUCAACACAGGGAGGGUAAAUCUGUUCCUACAGCAUGUUCCUUGAAAGCACACGUUUGGCCCUGCAAGUUUAUUGAGAGGAGGGGAAAAAAAAAAGAAAAAAAAAAAAGGAAGAGGGCAGGUUUUAAACAAAUAAACUGCACAAAUUCAGAACUGCUAAACAUGGAGGUGCUUUACUGGGAAUGACCAAGAAGGCUGAUGGCAUCCUGGUUUGUACUGUGAGUACUGGUGAGUACUGUGUUCUGUACUGUUCGAGUGAACUGUGUUCAGUUUUGCGCCCCUCACUGCAAGACUCCACUGAGGCCCUGGGGCAUGUCCAGAGAAAGACAACGAAGCUGUGAGGUGUCUGGAGCACAAGUCUCGUGGGGAGCAUCUGAGAGAACUGGGAUUAUUUAAUCUGGAGAAGAGGAGGCUCAGGGGAGAGCUUAUAGCUCUCCACAACUACCUAAAGGAAGGUUGUGGCGAGGUGGGGGUCGGCUGCUUUUCCCUGGUAACAGCAAUAGGAUAAGAGGGAAUGGCCUCAAGUUUCACCAGGGGAAGUUCGGGUUGGAUAUUAUGAAAAAUUGCUUCUCCAGAAGAGUGGUCAGGUGCAGGAAUGGGCUGCCCAGGGAGGUGGUUGAGUCACCAUCCCUUGGGGUGUCCAAGAAAUGUGUAGAUGUAGUACUUAGAGACAUGGAGUGGUGGGCAUGGUGGUGGUGGGUUGACAGUUGGACAAGAUGAUCUUGGAGGUCUCUUCCAACCUUAAUGAUUGUAUGAGUGGGAUUUAAGUGAUGUUAACACAGAAGUUGCAGUCACCGAGUGAUGUUCCACAGGGCAGUUGCUCUCCCAUCCACUCCUAGAGCUCUCCUGGGUGUCACCCGGCAGCUUUUGAGGAAAAUACAUGUUCAGCUGUCACCUCACCAGUGCGGAGAAGCUAGCAGAUUUAAAUUAUGUUGUGUAAACAUUUGAAGCAUAAAGGAUUAAAGAAUUACUAAUACAUAGGCAGGGAAAGUAAACUCAUUUGGGGGGGAAAAAAGGGAUAUUACAAUGUAACUGAUUUAUGACACACAAAUCAUCCGAGCGUACUCAACAGUAUUCAGAAAAGCCUAAGAGCACCAGAGCUGCUGUCUUUAUGGGAACUGAUAGGUUUUUCCAUCCAUCAGGUUUUCCUUUGGCUCUGCACCCUUGAUGCUCUCUUAUUCCUGAAGCAAACAUUCAGCUUCCCCCAUUGUAAAGCAUUAGGAGCAUUACAGGAGAAAUGAUAAUGCAACCCAAGGUCACCAUUACUUCUGUUUAUUCUUCCAUGCGGUUUUUGAUUUGGCUAUUGUUUAAGGUUUGCAAUUUCAGAGGGCUAAAUUCCUGAACAGAAAGAAUUGCUUCGUGCGGUCAAACUACAUGAAGGACUUUAAACUAAAGGUAUGGAAUCUCAUACACUCGGAGAUGAUGAGACUGAUAGGACUUUGCACUGAGGAGAGAGGAAAUGAAUCUGGUGAAAGGAGCUUGGGACAUAGCAGCCACCUUGAGAAGGAGCUCAGACAGAGAAGCACUGACCUUGGAGGGCUGGCGAAAAAGAAACUGACUGAUCUGGAGAGGAUUCUCUAUGUUAGAUCCAGGAGCAAAAAGAUAAACAGAUGUGUGAAAAGCCAGUGAGUGAGACUUUGCAAAGGAUGUUAGAGAACCAGUAUGAAGCUCUGCAGCCACCCUCAUAAAGGUAAAGAAGGGGAUGGAGUAGUGUUUUUGAAGGAAGCAUGUAGCUCAUCACAAAAUUCAGCCUAGGUCACCCAAUGCUUUUUUGACUUAGUCUUCGUCAAUCCUUCUCCUGGACCUUUCCUCUCAAGGCCGGCAGCAGUGCAAGUGCACAAACAUGACCUCAGCCUGCGUUGAUGCAGAGGGUUUGAAAAAAAGAAAGAAGAAAGGCUCAGCCUCCAUCUUUCACAGCAGGUAAGGCUCCUACACGCAGUUACUCUGGGGAUCAGUGAAAAUGACUUUCAAGAGUUUGUAGUUGGUUGUUGCAGAACCCAGAACACAGUGCCCAGGUGCCACUGGGGAGGCAGGGGCUGGCCAGCCCCACUAAUGGCCUCCUGCCACCUCCCCAGCCCCAGAUAGGCACCACACAGUUAACCAACAUAAAUGAAUAUCGGAUGAUUUGUGUUUGUCCUUUAGACCAAAUUCAUGCUGUCCUUAAAAGGACGCUGAAGCAGACAGUGUUGAUGGGGAAAAGGGUAUUGCCCUGCAGUGGUUUUUUACAACGUAUUUUUUUUCUCUCUUUGCUAAAUCUAAAAAUAUGCAUCUUAGAGAAAUAAUCAGAAAUGUGAGAAAUAAUCAGAAAUGUGACUAAAAUGAAGGCUGUCAUGUCCCCGCUCACCCAAGGGAAGGCCAAGCAGGAAGUCACCUGGCCACGGCAGGAAGUCACCUGGCUACAGCUGGGAUGGUUGCGCUGCUUCAUUUCUCAGCACAGACUGGGCUUUGCUGUAUCCAGGUCUCUCCACGCCUUGCCACAGACAUUUCUGCAGUAUUUCUCUGUACCCAGAACCCUCCAGAAUCCCAAAGCAUCCAUCACCAACUAGGAAGGGAAUUAGUUUCAGUCUUUCAGCACCGUUGCCAUCAUCAGCCAUAAAACUCAGCAAUAAAAUUAAUAUUCCAGUCGGUUUUCUUCAUCCUGCAAGCUACCUCAACACUGCUGCAGCAACAGCCCUCACGUUAUAGGACAGCAGGAAAGGAGUUAGGGACAGCUGUAAGAGUCACUUGGAGAAAAAAAGCAGUCAGAAUACAAAUACAGUUCUCAGCUGUUAACAUUUAUUAGAAGUUUGACUGAAGUAGCUUUGAUUUCCAAGUACUGUUUACAAAAGUCCAACCAUUUCCCCAUGUAGUCAAAGAUUAAUAAAGGAACCAAGAUGGCAUGUCAUUAAUUAGUGCAUAGAAAGGAGAACUACUCUACAAUAGAGAAAAAAAAAAGAGUUGGUGUGAAAUUGAGGUUUAAUACUUGCAAGCUGCUGAUAGCAUCAUAGGCAGAGCAUUCGUGAGUUUAACUAUGUAAUGUUGUUAGCCCCAGUGCUGCCGGUCCCUCUAGGCUUAACGUUUUCUCUUCUACAGUCAGAACCACCCCUUGAACUACAAGUGUUUGGAUUCCAAAGCUUCCGGGGGGUUUCCUGGCCAGCUUUUGAGCCCGACUGGAUGUGCAAUUUGAAUAUGAAAUCAUCUCCCAGCAGCCUUUGCAGCUGCCACGUUCAGCAGUUUUCAUUAUAGAAGAAAUAGCUGAAGAGCUUCAAUAAGCUACAAUGUUUGCUGCCCUCCCUUCAGCUUUUGCUGCUUUAGAUUGCGUGCAGAUACUUCAUGUGCCCCAAUGCCCCCAGGCUUCAGUUUGAACCAGUUGCUUACUGCAAGUUAUUUUCCGAACUGCAACACAGCAAGGACACCCAGCUUAAGACAAUGCUGUCCAAAGAACACAGAGGAACUGCAAACAGAAUGGCUUGAUAUUGCACAUCCUGACCCUGCUGGCCAAACCAAACAUCCUACUAUCCUUUAAGACUCUUGGGCGAGGUAGCAGGAAUGCGUAAGAAACCUCAUACAUUGCUGCACUGUAGAUACAGUGUGCUAAAGCACGUUUCAUCCCAAUUAGAACUUCCUGCUUUGCUGAACCUAUUUGACUGAAGAAGAGCCUAUUUAAGUGCUCUUAAUAUAGAAUGUAGGCUUGGAAGAGCCUAUUUAAGUGAAAAAAAGCAUGCAAAGAUUUGGCAAGAUUUUUCAGCUUUAUUAUGGCAACAGUAGAUAUCUUCAGUUGUUAAAUACUUGAGGAUACUAACGAACCUUCAGAAGAAGAAUCUAAGUACUGCCAUCACAAUCCUUUGCUACAUUCCAGCACGUGCUACUGAGAUGUAUGUGCUGCAGCCAUUGCUUCGAACUGCAGUCAGUACACCUACACACUCAAAUACGGUGUCAAUUCUCCAAGACGUUUAAGAAAUAGAACAUGAGCCAAAAGGGGCAAGGAGCAAAAAGCAUAAGAAGUAGUAAUAGCAGCUUAGGAUCAUCCAAGCAGUACAGAUGCAGACAGCGCAGGCACACAGCUAAAGAAGGGAAGGAAAACAAACAGCAAAAUAUAGCAGUAACUCAAACUAUGCUUUUUUAGAAGAGGUGUUACAGACAACAGAACAAACAUAUGGUGCCAUGGAAGAGCAACCCUUCAAAGAUACAGUGUUAUUUUCAAGCUUACUUGGGGAUGCUGUGGGGGAAGCAUGUUAAGGGUUAGUAACACAGCUGCAUCAUUUAUGCAAGUCAGCUCUAUUAUCCAUUAACUGCUUGCCUACAUUUAGCAAUUCAGAUCAAGCCUGCCAUUUUAUUUCAGAACCAUCACCUAACAUAGCUGGUAUUUCAUACAUCCCACAAUGUUCAACUCUUUACCUAGCAACUAAUGGUAAUUUUCUGUUGACUCAUUAUGCAAUUCCACUACAUGUGACGACCCAACCGUUAAGACAUGAAGCGUUAGUCUCACCCUGCCCCUUGGUACUGACCUAACCCCUGUGCAUUUGUCAUAUUGCCCUGGGAAAUGCAUCAGUAUGUUCUUCAGCCCUUGUAGAAACUCCUGUCACCCCCAAAUUCAAAGCCAUGAAGCAGGAUAAGUGAACAGCAUCCUGUUGGAAGACAGUAAAAUACCUGCCAGCUCUCAGCCUUGUUUUUGAAGUAAAAACCAAGCGAGAUUCUUUAACAGUCGGUGCUUCAGAGAUUGCCUGACAUCACAACGCAUUUUUUUUCCUCCUCAUUUAGUUAUGGAAUGUUUUGCAAUGUAUUAUAAAUCACUCAAGACUAAAAAAAGAUGUUUUAACCUUGAAAAACCUCCCCCUGAUCUGAGGAAAAACCUACUUCUAACUGCAGUCAGAAAGGUGCAUGCGUAAGACUAACACAAACCCAGCACGAGUUCAUUCCUUAUGCUUCUCGGCCUUUUUGUUCACACAACUUCCUGCUGACAGUGAGUUUUCUUGGUUUACUCUGUGCACCACAGAACGCACCAAUACAGUGUGCCUGGAUUUGUGUUACUCAACCUACAAACCAUCUUGUAACAAAAAGAAAGCACCGCAGAAGGGGAAUUUUUAAGGCUUACAUACAGCUGAACAUUAAUCCUCAGCUGAUUUUUACUCUUCAGAAACAAAAAUGAGAUUCUUUACAACCUCAGAACACGCUCAAUAAAUGCUCUUUUCUUAUCCCACAAGGCCCAUAUGUAGUUGUUUUUUCUUUCCUGAAAGGUUAAUAUUAACCCAAAGAACACAGAGACAUAGCAUUGAACUUUGUUUUAAUGGUCUCAAAUUCUGUGACAGAUUUUUGGUCAAGUUUCCAUUUUAAAAAAUUAAUCGAUUUUAAAGACUAAUAACUUAAACUGCCACGAAACAAAUGGUCCACAAACAUUCCUUUCCUUCUGAAGCUUUUACGAUGCAUUGUAAUCAUUAACCAGUCUUUUACUAUUAAACUUAAAUGGCCAAUUGAGACAAACAGU
Messenger RNA from Gallus gallus (chicken), 12501 nucleotides. RefSeq names its product mitochondrial tRNA translation optimization 1 (gene MTO1). Lineage: Eukaryota; Metazoa; Chordata; Aves; Galliformes; Phasianidae. Gene Ontology annotation, biological process: tRNA wobble uridine modification; tRNA methylation. Gene Ontology annotation, molecular function: flavin adenine dinucleotide binding. The record is from RefSeq and is a predicted model, not a curated record. Gene Ontology annotation, cellular component: cytosol. The transcript is spliced from 11 exons. Bases 7 to 1746 code for a protein of 579 amino acids.